This is a messenger RNA of Girardinichthys multiradiatus, 5497 nucleotides long. It is a transcript of the gene dna2, whose product is annotated as DNA replication helicase/nuclease 2. Gene Ontology annotation, cellular component: cytoplasm. NCBI's taxonomy places the organism in Eukaryota, Metazoa, Chordata, Actinopteri, Cyprinodontiformes, Goodeidae. Gene Ontology annotation, molecular function: 5'-flap endonuclease activity; single-stranded DNA helicase activity. The record is from RefSeq and is a predicted model, not a curated record. The transcript has 25 exons. The coding region runs from base 304 to 4344 and encodes 1346 amino acids. Gene Ontology annotation, biological process: replication fork reversal.
UCCGUUGCGCGAAACUGAAAAUUUGGCGCCGCAGACCUUUAAUCAAACACAGGAGCGUCCUGCAGAGAGAUAAUCGAGUAGAUGGUUCAGCAAUGAUGUGUUAUAAUAGUUUCUAGCGCUAUAUUAUAGUUAAUAGCCGGUGGCGGAUUUAUGUUGGAGAUGCAGAGCAGCACAAGCGGUGUUCGUGUGUUUGGGUCGUUAACUGAUGCAGAUACUCUUCACUUGACUGCACAAUCUAAGCGUCAGCUGAAUACAUACUAAAAACAGUCAGCUUAUUAAACCGCACAUUUAUCCUUAGUUACAAUGAACAGGAACAAAAUGAAGAAAACCAAGGUUGCUGCAGGGUUAGUUGGGGGACAGCAGAACAUUUCUUCAUUCUUUGCUUCCAAAAACCUAAAGGCUUUGUCGUUGCACAGUAAAGUGUCCGCCAGCAUAGCUGAGCCUCAAAUAAAAGAUGGCGAAAACAUUCAAUUCCGACUGAACACCCCUCCAAGGAGGAGCAUCCUCGGUGACCUUGAAAACCUCCUUCCCUCCUCCCCAGACCUCCUCCUCUCUGUGCCAGAGACCCCCAACAGUCAGAUUAGACUUCCCUACUCUUCUCCCUCCAGAGGAGCAGGUCGACCAAGCUCCGAGCCAAAGCUGUGCCAGCGGUCACCCAUCUGUCGCAGUCCCAGCUCCCAAGGACUAAGAGUGGCAAACAUUAUGACUGAGGAGGGAGUAAAAAAUAUGAGUGGAAACCCAUUGCCUGGCUCUUUGAAGAGACUCUUCAGCUCCAUGGAAGAGUCCCACAAUGCCAAGAAAGAAAGAACCUCACCACCAAAAGCUUUUAUCGUCUCUACAGGCAGCAGCCUGAAAGGAGCGAGGCCUCUGACUGGUCCUCUGAAGACACCUCCUCUCUCCGCUGACCAAAUGGGUCUCCCUUUGGGAGGAGACAGGAAACAUCAGGAGCAAAAAGAAAAGGCAGAUUUUUGUUUCACUGUGAUAACAGAGGCACAAACUAGCAGAAAUGUGCAGAGUUCCCUGGAUAAGGACACUUGCACUUCUGCUGCUAUUUCACAUAAACAAAGUGCACAAGCGGUCACAAAAGAGAGGAACGCUACAUUCGAAACACACAGAGACCAAAAGAGCUCCACAGAUCAGCAGCAAGGCACAGAUGAAACUGGACCAGCAUCUACCUGUCCCACUGAGGAGGGCUUUGAGGAGAGCUGGUUUUCUGACCAAAUGGAUGAUAAUGAAGCCACAGAGGAUAAACCCAAAAAGCAUUAUAAGGUGCCAGACCAUGUGAUCCUGUCUGGGGGACUAAAUAACCGCUACAUGGUUUUAGAUGUUCAGGAGAGACCUGGCCACAAAACGCUGACCAUCUCGUGCUGCAGGUCUCAGCAUGCGACAGAAACCUGCCUACUCAAAGAUGGAUGGGAGUUAACCCCUGUUUGUCGUGGUGACGUGGUCCAUCUGGAGGGCUGCUCUGAUGGUGGGACCUGGUUGGUUGACAGGGAGCAGGGUUUCCUGGUUCUACAACCCGACAGCCUCAUCUCAGGGACCAGCAUCUCCAGUUCCAUCCGCUGCAUGAGGCGAGCAGUGCUGGGAGAAAUGUUCAAGAGUUUUGAUGGCGGCUCUAAGCAGAUGCUUAAUGGCACAAUGGUGCAUGAGGUCUUCCAGAGAGCAGCUACAGCCAAAGAUUUCUCUCUGCAGAAACUUUCCCAGCUGGCCGACGAGGUGUUGUGCAGUCCUCGUCACCUUGGAGACAUGUAUACUUUAGGUGCAAGUCAGGAAGAGAUGAAGCAGGAACUGUAUGAAUACCUACCAUCACUGGAGCACUGGGCGAAUGAAUACCUCUGUUCUUCAACACCAAAAACAAUCAGCUCUACUAUCAGAGCUACGAACAGGUGCCAGGCUCCAGCUGCUGUUUUCGCUCUGACCGAACUGGCAGACAUAGAGGAGAACGUCUGGUCCCCCAGAUUUGGCCUCAAAGGCAAAAUAGACGUGACGGCGAGGGUUCGAAUCCAACGACCUCGAAACGGCAGGCACAGUAUUUCUGAGGAACAGACCGUCCCGCUGGAGCUGAAGACUGGGAGGGAGUCUAACUCAAUUGAACACCGCAGUCAGGUGAUUUUGUAUUCUCUGAUGAGCAUGGAGAGAUAUAGACCUGAUAUCGGCCUUCUGCUUUACCUGAAGACUGGUAACAUUCACCCUGUAGCAGCCAGCCGCAUGGACCACCGAGAGCUGCUGAAGCUGAGGAACACCCUGGUUCAUCACAUUAACCACUGCGUGGAGAGAGGAGCGGAUCAGAGUCACCUGACCAGACUUCCUGACAUCCUGACCAACAGACAGACCUGCCAGUAUUGCCCUCAAAAACUAAGCUGUGCUUUAUACGAGAGAGUGGUGGACUCCACCUCUGCAGAUCUCCGUGAGGACGUUGUGCGAGCCUUUCUGCAGCAGGAAACCGGCCACCUGACUCUGCCACAUCUGAGCUACUUCGCUCACUGGCUGCUGCUCUGCAGCCUGGAGGCGUCCACCAUGGAGGCCAAAAACGGCCGAAAGCGUGUUUGGCUGCAGUCAGUGGAGGAGAGUGAGAAGAAUGGCAGCUGUGUGGGGAAUCUGCAGCUCAGCGGCUCAGUGGCCGCUCAGUCUGAUGGUGUCUUCCUCCACCGUUUCCUGCGCAGCACGUCUGGCUCACAGGAGGGCGUAACCCACUGCAGUUUGACCAGCGGAGAUCGCAUUGUUGUCAGCGACCAAGAAGGUCGUCUUAUCGGCUUAGCAACAGGAUACCUCCGAGAGGUCAACAGGACAUCGGUCAGCUGCACGUUGGACAGGGACCUGUCAAAGUUCAGCGGUGUGUUGUUUCGACUGGAUGGUGAUGAAGGAGUGGUGGGCCUCAGCACUCACCUCAGCAAUCUCUCCAGGCUGAUGGAAAACUCUCAGGACAGUGACCAUCUGAGGGAGCAGGUUGUUGACCUUCGACCUCCGGAGUUUAUCACCAGCCUCAGCUCUGUUCUGCCCAGAGAGGCCAAGGACACAGUAGCCAACAUCCUCAAAGGUCUCAACAAACCCCAAAAACAGGCCAUGAAGAAGGUUUUGCUGUCCAAAGACUAUACGCUCAUAGUUGGUAUGCCUGGCACCGGCAAAACUACCAGCAUCUGCACACUGGUCCGUAUUCUUCACACCUGUGGAUUCAGUGUGUUGCUGACCAGCUACACUCACUCUGCUGUGGACAAUAUCCUGCUGAAGCUCAAACGCUUCCGGGUCGGCUUUUUGCGUCUGGGCCAGGGACAGAAGGUUCAUCCAGAGAUCCUGCCGUACACAGAGGAGAGUGUGAGGAAGGAGGGAGUCCACACGCUUGCAGAGCUGGAGCAACUUUACAGCAAAGAACUUGUAGUAGCAACCACCUGUAUGGGUAUCAAGCAUCCGAUCUUCACGCGUCGGCAGUUUGACUUCUGCAUUGUAGACGAGGCAUCACAGAUCAGCCAGCCGAUCUGUCUGGGGCCACUCUUCUAUGCCAAGAGGUUUGUCCUGGUCGGAGACCACCAGCAGCUGCCUCCGAUUGUGCAGAACCAGGAAGCAAGGUCUCUUGGGAUGGAUGAAAGUCUGUUUAAGCGACUGGAACUCCAUAGUGAGGCUGUGGUGCAGCUGAAUGUACAGUAUCGGAUGAACAGACCGAUCAUGUCUCUGAGUAACUCUCUGAUGUAUGACGGCCGACUGGAGUGUGGAUCUGAAAGGACGGCCACAGCCCUGCUCACGCUGCCCUUUCUGCUUUCUGUCCAAUCGGAGCUCGCUUCCUACUCUAAGACUCGACCCCAACUGGACCUCUCCUGGUUACAGGCCACGCUGCUGCCCUGCAAUCCUGUCUGCUUCCUGGACUGCUCAGUGGUUCCGGCCUUGGAGUCGGUGGAGCAGGGAGGAGUGAGCAAUCACACUGAAGCUGCUCUCAUACAUAUGCUGCUGUCUCUUCUCAUAAGGGCUGGGUGUAAACCCGGUGAUAUCGGCAUUAUCGCCCCGUACAGGCAGCAGCUAAAGAGCAUCUUGGCUCUGCUGCAGUCCUCUGCUUUUACUGGGGUGGAGGUCAACACGGUGGACCGAUACCAGGGACGAGACAAAAGCCUCAUUUUGCUGUCGUUUGUCAGAAGCACUGCAGAGGAAGGAAACUUAGGGGAGCUGUUAAAAGACUGGAGGCGUCUGAAUGUGGCCAUCACCAGAGCCAAACACAAGUUGCUGAUGGUGGGCUCUGCUACAACGCUGCGGCGCUACUCACCGGUGGAGAAACUGCUCCACCAUCUCCAGCAGGAGAACAUGAUUAUUCAGCUCCCACCAGCUGCUCACAAGGCUUUACCCAGCAUGCACCUCUGAGGGAGGUCCGACCCCACACCUGGGUUUCAGCUCACCUGUCCAGCUCUCAGGGAAGCGGCUGAAGACUGCAUCAACUUUAGAGUGCACAAAAGUUAAAGACUUGCCUGUAUGAUUAUUGGAUGUUCAUCAGGAGGCACAGAGCCUCUUUACAGAAGAGUGAAUAUAAAAUGAGAACAAAGUCAUUUUUGUUUUUACCUCAAACUAAAAUGCAUCAUAAAACCUCAGCUGGGUUGCACUGAAACAGUGGUACAGUCAAAUUUAAUAAGCAUCUUGUUUCCUAUUAGCUUCUUUAAAUAAAAAAAACUUUAACCCCAUCCAAUUUGUUAAUUUUAAUCCAUUUAAGGUCCACUUGAAGCACUAUAAUUUUAAUGUGGAACAAGGUACUAAGAUAUUGAGAAAACCUUUUUAACUGUCUACUGAAGAUAAAUGUAAUAAUUACACUGAUUGUUGAUUUUAAACCAUUAAUUUCUUCAAAUACCUGUAGUUAAUGCACUAAUGAUACUCUAGUUGUAAUUUUUGGCAUUGCAACCAUCUUUUCAUUCUGCCACGGUGCAGAUAAGCUCAUUCUUCAAAUGCCUCAAAUGACUUGUUCCAGUUAUUUGUUUCACUGCCUGAAUAACUUAUUAGUUUAUCACACAACAUUCUUCACCUCAGACCUGUAAAGAAAUACGUUUUUAUUUGGUGUAACUAUGGGAUCGUAUCAAUAAGGCUUCGUAGUAUUGAAACUGGUUUUGACCAAACUGGUCCACAGCUAACCUGUGCUUACACUAAGCUGUUUACUCAUUUCUAAUGGCAGCAUUUAGUUCAGCACAGUAACAAAAGAUUUUUUAAUUUGUCUACUUUUUCUCCUGAUCAGCAGCACAGAAACAACACGAGUUGCCAACAGUGGGUUUUUUUUCUAAAGCCAAGGACAGAGAAAGUCAUGUUUAGCAUAGGCGAGUUUAACUUUUAAUUCCAACUUCUAUUCUUUGUUUCAGAUUCAUAAAUGUGCAUAACUAAAUACGACUUAAUGUAAUUAUUGCCUUUUCAACUGUUUUACCUGCAGGAAGACCUCAGAUGUUCUUGUAUUUUUCUUUAUUGAUUUUGUUUUGUCUUGUAACGUUUAGCUUUUUUGUGUAAUGUCAAUAAAUAAAUAAAUAGUUUCUCAAAGCUA